Molecule: messenger RNA, 987 nt
Organism: Entrophospora candida
Lineage: Eukaryota; Fungi; Glomeromycota; Glomeromycetes; Entrophosporales; Entrophosporaceae
Source: the annotation of a GenBank genome assembly
AUGGUUUUGCCAAUGAACACUGGAGCUGAAGCAGUAGAGACAGGAAUCAAACUUGCCCGUAAAUGGGGAUAUGUUAAGAAAGGUAUCCCAGAAAAUAAGGCAAUGGUCAUAUCUUGCACAAACAACUUUCAUGGAAGGACAAUUAGUGUCAUCUCCAUGUCAACUGAUCCUGAUUCACGUCGAGAAUUUGGUCCUUUUAUGCCACUUGUUGGUCCUAUUUGUCCAGCAACUGGUAAAAAAAUUGAAUAUAAUUCAGUUAAAAAUUUAGAAGAUGCAUUGGAAGCACAUGGUAAACAUAUAGCUGGAUUUUUGGUGGAGCCAAUUCAAGAUGAGGGCUAUUUGAAAAAAUGUUAUGACCUUUGUAAAAAACAUAAUGUUUUAUUUAUUGGAGAUGAAAUUCAAACAGGAUUAGCCCGUACAGGCAAAAUGAUUUGUUGUGAACAUGAGGGAAUACAACCAGACAUAUUAUUAUUGGGUAAAGCACUGUCUGGAGGAGUUUAUCCGGUAUCAGCUGUUUUGGCUAAUAAAGAAAUUAUGUUGUGUAUUAAACCUGGUGAACAUGGAUCAACAUAUGGUGGUAAUCCAUUAGGGUGUGCAACAGCAAUAGCAGCACUUGAAGUGAUUAAAGAAGAAAAUCAUGUGGAAAAAUCAGCUGUAUUGGGAGAGAAAUUCCGUAAAGCUUUGCAAGGUAUCAAUUCACCAUUGAUUGAAAAAGUGAGAGGGAAGGGUUUAUUGAAUGCAAUAGUGAUUAAUGAGAAGACUGAUAAAAGUGCAUGGCAAAUAUGUUUAUUACUUAAGUCACGAGGUUUAUUGGCUAAACCAACUCAUCGUAAUAUUAUUCGAUUGGCACCACCAUUAUGUAUCAGCUCUGAGGAGUUGAUGACUGGUGUUAAGAUUAUUGAAAAUGCAUUGAAAGAUAUUGUGGAAAUGGAUGUUGCGGAAAUCCCUGGUUAUUUGGAUGAUUUGAAAUUAAGCAAUGCUCAUUAA